Oppiella nova is the source of this 2070-nucleotide messenger RNA. The record is from the annotation of a GenBank genome assembly. NCBI's taxonomy places the organism in Eukaryota, Metazoa, Arthropoda, Arachnida, Sarcoptiformes, Oppiidae.
AUGGAGGGGAAAGGCAUUCCGGAAACUACACCCCAUGUGCUGACCCGAUACGAGUCGAUAGACUCGCAACGCCUGACCACCGAUGACAGCGCCGACAGCGACCUCCUGGAGUUGACACCCCUGGGCUCCGGGCAGGAGGUGGGCCGCAGCUGUAUCUACCUGUGCUUCAAAGGCAAACGCAUACUCUUGGACUGCGGUAUCCAUCCGGGUCUCCACGGUAUGGACGCCCUGCCAUUCGUGGACGUGGUAGACCCGGAACAGAUAGACCUGCUGUUGAUAUCGCACUUCCAUUUGGAUCAUUGCGGAGCACUUCCGUGGUUUCUGCAGAAGACCGCAUUCAAGGGCCGGUGUUUUAUGACACACGCCACCAAAGCUAUCUACCGCUGGAUUCUGGCCGACUAUAUCAAGGUCUCCAACAUAGCCACGGAUCAGAUGCUCUACACGGAAGCAGAUUUGGAGCAAUCGAUGGACAAAAUCGAGACAAUCGACUUCCACGAGGAGAAACAAGUCUCUGGUGUGAGGUUCUGGUGCUAUAACGCGGGUCACGUGUUGGGCGCCGCCAUGUUUAUGAUAGAGAUAGCGGGGGUUAAGGUGUUAUACACCGGAGACUUCUCCAGACAGGAGGACCGGCAUCUCAUGAGCGCUGAGAUACCGGCCAUUAGGCCCGAUGUGCUCAUCAUUGAGUCCACUUAUGGCACACAUAUUCACGAGAAACGGGAGGAACGGGAGGCGAGGUUCACUGGUAUAGUGUACGACACGGUCAGCCGCGGAGGUCGGUGUCUGAUCCCAGUGUUCGCGUUGGGUCGGGCGCAGGAACUCCUACUCAUUCUCGACGAGUACUGGUCGCAACAUCCGGAGCUGCACGACAUACCCAUCUACUACGCCUCCUCUCUGGCCAAGAAGUGUAUGUCUGUCUACCAGACCUACAUCUACGCCAUGAACAACCGGAUUAAGAAGCAGAUUGCAGUCAGCAAUCCGUUUGUCUUCAAACACAUCUCGAACCUCAAGUCCAUCGACCACUUCGAUGAUGUCGGCCCCUGUGUCAUACUGGCCAGCCCUGGGGUCAUGCAAAGCGGACUGUCCCGCGAGCUGUUCGAGUCGUGGUGUCCCGACUCCCGGAACUGUUGCAUAAUCGCCGGCUAUUGUCCGGAGGGAACGCUGGCUAAGCAAGUGUUGGCCGAACCCGAGGAGAUACAGGCGCUCUCGGGUCAGAGGAUCGCCCGGAAGUGCCAAAUAGAGUACAUUUCCUUCUCGGCCCACACGGACUACCAGCAGACCAGUGAGUUUGUGCGGGCCCUCCGACCCCCACACAUAAUCCUAGUCCACGGGGAGGCCAAUGAGAUGAAUAGAUUGAAGGCCGCCCUCCAGCGCGAGUACGAGGACUCGGUUAGUCCGCCAGUCCUUCAUAAUCCUAGGAAUACCGUUCCCGUGCGCCUACACUUCAGGGGCGAAAAGACCGCAAAAGUGAUGGGAAGUCUAGCUAUAGAUCCCCCAAAAGCGGGCCAUAAGUUGUCGGGAGUGUUGGUUAAGCGGAACUUUGCCUACCAUUUGCUGGCGCCGACAGAUUUGUCUAAAUACACGGAUAUGGCGAUGAGCACCAUUAGCCAAAAGCUGUCCGUCCACUUCGGGGGCACUUUCGAGGACCUGUGUAACUGUUUAUCGCAUUUUGAGUGCGAGAUUUCCGAUGGGAAGGUUAGGUCCGUGCGAGUUAUGCGCCAAAUAGUUGUGGCGUUGAAUACCGGUGCGAGACUCGUGACACUGGAGUGGGUGGCCAGUCCUGUGGCCGAUAUGUACGCCGACUCUAUUAUAGCUGUACUUCUCAAGAGUGAAUCCAAUGGAUACGCCGGUAGACCCGUGGAUGAGAAGCCGUUGAACUCAACCCUUUUGACGGACCUCUUGAGUGAUAUGUUUGCUGUGGAGGGGCUGACCACCGAUGGAGAGACUGUUAUGAAGUGUCGCAUCGAUGGCACGGAUGUUGAGAUCGAUUUGUGUAGAAAACAACUCUUGAAAUGUAGUGAUGAGACCAUUAGCUCAAUGAUCACUAAACUGCUCUCAUGUCCAGCGUCUUAA